This is a messenger RNA of Xyrichtys novacula (pearly razorfish), 15086 nucleotides long. NCBI's taxonomy places the organism in Eukaryota, Metazoa, Chordata, Actinopteri, Labriformes, Labridae. The record is from the annotation of a GenBank genome assembly.
UUUUCCCUUCAGAGCGGUUCAUUCACUCUCAGCUUCUGUUAGAGGAACACGAUACUGCAGACAUGAGCGGGCGAGUUGGAGAUUUGAGCCCUAAGCAGGAGGAAAUCUUGAAUGAGGUAAACCCAGAUUAUUUCUAUGAUUUUACUAAACGUGAAAUUAAUCUGUGCGGUGACUGUAGAUUAAAUCAUGCGCUCUGUGCUGUAGCUAUGAUUGCCUUUGUUGUAGUGACACUGUGGUCCUAUGGUAACUUCAGAGUGCCUGAAGGGACAGCUUUCACUCUGAUUUAAAUUUAACCUCUGUGGAAAACUAAAAACAAGUUCAGUAGACAAGUUCGAGUCACUUCACUUUAUACAGGCGUUCACAAUCAACUCUGCUCUGCUUUUCUGCUUUACCUCCUUAGAUUUAGAGGGGACAUACUGAACUUUUUACCUGAAACUGAUACUGAUACCAAUACUUACCAAUAUUUACACUAUGUGUGGUCAGCUAUGGUUAGUACAGGACAUUUCAAACUAGCAUACACAAAACUGUUUGGAUUUUUAAAAAAGAGUGUUGAGAAGAUAUUGUGACUUAAACAACUCAAAUCUAAGUAUGAGAAUAAGAGCUCAAUAAGAACUGUUUUUCAAGUAUGAAUUUUUUUAGUGUUUCGAAUUUAAUCUCAAAACUAAAUUCUCAAAUUUCUCUUCAAAUUCUGUCUUUUUUCGGGGGGGAAUAUUUAAAUAAUAUCAAUAUUCUGAGAUCAAUGAUAGCAUUCUGGGAAAAAGUUUAUACUUUGUCUUUGAUCUCAUCAUUCCGAGAUUCCAAGGAUCGCAACUUGCAGAAUUGCGAAUUUUCCCUCCAAUUCGUGUUGUUUCUUCUUCAAGAUAAAAUUAAAUAUUCUGACCAACUAAUAUCUCUCGAUAAAGUGCUUGUUUUUCUCGGAACUAUCUUAAAUUGAUAUGUUAAAUGUGUAUUUGUAUAAUUUUGAUGAAAAUCUGCAUUUAGCAGCUGAUUAGAUUAACACCGAUAAGGACUAGAAACAGUAGGAAAUCACUGUUUGGUUUGGCUGUGACUCUCUCCUUGAUUGAUUUUCACUUAAUCAGUUUUUCACAAACGUGAAACCUCAGAUAUUGAGAUUUAAAGAUCAGGAUAAACUCUGUUUGUUCAGGAGUUUAUCAUUUAGCAGUAGAAUUCAGAAUAAGCAAUGAUUUCUCUGCAUGGUUUCAUUUUACCCGUUGGAUUUUGAGAUGUUAUAACUAUCUGAAAAUGUGUUUAAAAUAGAAAAUGUACUUUUUAGGCACGACUGAAAAUAGUCUGUGUAGGUUUGGGUGUGAAGACCAUACUUUGACACCAUUGACAGAUGCAGACAGAUGAAGCUAAGCUAACCAUUAUUGUGUACUGACUCUGACUGAAGCUCCUUUUGAUCCUGUUCGUGGCUAACAGUUAUUCUCCAGGCUGCGCUCUCACUAGUGUUAGCAAACAUAGCUCCUUGAACCACAGACCGAGUCAGUGAUCGGAUACCGAGUUGUAUUGUGUGAAACUGGACUCUUUGAGCACUGCCAUUAUUAAAACUUCAGCAGACACGUUGCAACGCAGAAAUGAUGGUUUUAGAAACUUCUAACUUAUGAUGUGGAGACACUGACAAAGAGGGGUGUGUUCACGGUCUCUUCUAGAAAACUUUACUUUCCACUCUUUUUACUAACCCACUGCAGGUUGUAGCUUCGUGUUUAGCUAACAGACAAGGGAGUAUCUCUCUACAUGUUUACCUGUUUUUCUUUCACUGAUUGGACUCUCUGCCUCCAGUUUCGGGGGAGAAUACAGGACAUCCUCCCUAACCUGCCGGCACAGCAUGACCACUACCUCCUGCGCUGGCUCAGAGGUGAGAUGAGCAGACACAUACACAAACACACACACACACACACAGUGAAACCUGUACACACAGCAUAUAGUACUCACCACCUUAUCCCUCUGAAGGCUUAAUGCUGGCAAAACAACAGUCUCUCUCACACACACACACACACACACACCUGUCGGGAUAUGAGGUGACUUCUUUAUUACAAGUCAGAAUGAGGAGCUGCAGCCAGCGGGCCAACUGCCAAAGAUUUACAGAUUAAACAGAACAGACUGGAGGCUGCAGAGAAAGAGUCAUUUUUAGAGACAAAUCCAGUUUUAUCUUUAAAAGCACUUUAAAAUAACAACAACAAAAGUUUGCAAAGUGCAUUAAAAUCAAACAUAAAACCUUCAAAAAAUUACACUGAGACUGAUUCAGAGACGCAACAAUAAAAUGUCUCGCUGUAAAAAAAUGUAUAAAAAUCUGACAGUAAUUACAAGAAAUGUAGUGGAGUUGAUAAGCACCAAACUAAAAUAAACUUAAAAGGUUUUUAUGCAUCAAACAACAGCUUCUAAUUCAUGUUACUUUGCUUUUUUUUUCCAUUAUAUAUAGAAGCAUGUUUUAUUAAAACCUGAAUACGUCACAGUGGCGUGUCAAUGCAUGUCCUACUUUUCCCAACUCGUAAAGGCUGCAUCCCGUGCAUCCUUCGCAGCCCAACAUACCCUGAGCUUCUUUGCACACCAAUAUAAACAAUAUGGCGGACUCUCAAACUGCCAAGUUAUAUGUUGUUGUACAAUAAUAUUUGGUUUUAACUUAAUAGGGACCUGUAAAAUUGUAAAAAAAAAAAAAAAAAAAAAGAAAAGAAAAAAAAACACAUUGAAGUUUAGACGUAUCUUUGAAAUGCUGGUGAUGGUGUAACAGUUAUGUGACACAAACCCUUACCUUGUUAGCUAAUCCAGUUGCCAGUCAUUGCUUAUAAACAAGCUACAUGGCGCCAGUGUCAGGGAGGGAAAGACUGAUAGUAUAAGUGCACAAGUACACAAUCUUCCAAGAGGAUGGAUUGUCUCAAUUUAGUGCAGACUGACUGGUCUACACAGGCCACAAAGGUUGGGUCCUUCAAAGGCGUUUUUGAGUUGGUGUGUAUGUGGUUCUUGGUGCUUUUGCAGCCAGCCUCAAGUGGACACUUGAGGAACUGCAGCUUUAGAACUCCUAUAUUGAGUUCAUUUGUGAAGAUGGCUCUAUUUGCUUGUAAUGGUAUUCAAUUGUUUGCUGUUCAGGCAUCAGAGACAUUCAUCUGUCUUUAGCACACUGCACUUUGAUAUUUUUAUAGUUUUAUUUUUGCAUUUUUAAUUUCUAAGCCCAGGGUUUUUUUGGGCCUUUUACAGUCUUACUGUAUGAUCAUAUGACAAAUAAAGAUCUCGAGUUUUAAAACUUUAAAAUCCAAACUCCUCUCUCAGUUUUACUAAAAUGGUGAUUUUGAGUCUGAGAAACUCUUCCUCUUCAGCAGUUUAAAAGUCCCUGACAAAGAGGACCUUACAAAACCUAUGAGAGGAAAACGUGAGAGUUAACGUUCCUGUGACACAAACCAAACAAAAGCAGUGUAUUGGCCGUGGUUAUUCACAAUGUUUCAGAUGCUUGUUGUUGGAAGUCAAAGCCUGAGGCCACGCUCACUCUCCUGUAAACUCUGUUUGGUCUGAAGCUGCCUCAAACAAACCUGUUCCUAUGUUUUUACACUCCACUCCACAGCUGGUUUCAGUGGAGGGCUGAGGGGAAAUACCAGAGCUGGAGACUUUGGUAUCGACGCCUGUCCAUGUGGUAGAUUCACUCUGGUGUUUUCAUCCAACCACAAUUUUACCCAGGCUCCCUUUCAAAAUAAAAGUCUAUCAAAUUUGUGAGGUUUAAAUCAAUUACAAAAACUUAUGGAGUUUGUAGAUAGGACGCUGCUUUUAUUAUCGACAAUUACUAACUGACCAAUCAGGUUCAAGUAUUUAACACAGCCUAGUAACUACUUAGAAAGGCUGAUAACAGGAACUUCAAGGUCGUGUAGUGCAUGAAUGAAUGUAGAGCAGCACUUUGGCUACUUCCUCAACUUAAAACCUCAUCAAACCUUAAAAAAUCUGAAUUCUUUAAAAAAAAAAAACUAUAUAAAUGAGUUGCUAGUAUAACUUUUUAGUUUGCUGACGCAGGUUUGUCUGUCUGAGUGAGUAUUCAACAUAUUAGACUACACAGCAGGCGGCACAAUAAUGGGACUUAAAUUCUCCAAACAGAUGUCUCUCUUUGUUUUUUUUUUUGAGAGUAGGAAAACCUUUGAAAAGGGAUGAAAGAUUAUUGUCUCCCUGUAUUGAAGUAUAUUAAUAAAGUAUGUCUGUUUAGAGGUUUUAGGUUUCUGUGUUAUUCUGUUGUUAGGGUGUUUUUUAGUGUAUGAGUGUGUUGGAUGGAAUAAUAGAGAAUCUAGUUUGUGUAACUCAGCCCAGCUCUGUGCUGUUUCAGAUUACCAAACAGUCAAAUCAACACCUCCCUGAGAGAGUUUCAACAAAACUUUUUGUUUUAAUUGCAGCUCAGGAGGCGAUCAUAUCACACCUCCGAAAGAGAGCUGACCGACGCCCAACUCCCCUUUAGUGAUGCUAAUAAUAAUGUAACCGACAUUUCAGGUUAUCAGUUUCAUGAGACUCAGUGAGCUAAGUGUCUUUCAGUUUUCUGUAAAUAUCAGAUAUCAGGUUCACCGUCUCAUCAGUGGGUUUACGACAUUUGAACGUGUUUCUUUGACAUGAAGGGACGUUUCACAAACAGACACCAACAGAUAUCCAACAAUCAGACAGUACCCUCGGCUGACAGAUACAAACACGGCACCAAUCUUCUUAUCUGGCCUGAAAAGAGGUUAAGCUAAUUAGCACAAUGUCAAAUUAUUCCUCUAAAGCGAGGCUAAAUAACUUUUUGUAAUCACUGCAGACAUGUCGAUAACAGAGUGGCCUCAGUCAUACAAAGACAUCGGUAACGUUUGAAAUGAACAUUAUAUAACGUGAAUGAGUCAUAAUUCCAGGGUGUUUUUGACUCUUUAUCACACAGCUUUGGGAAAUUCUCAUUUAAACUUCUCGAACUGAAUACACAUGAAGCCUGCUCCUGGUUAAUCAGUGAUUGAUUUCCAAGUAUUAGUCCUUCCUCUGACCUGGUGGCCCUCAGAGUAUACAGUAUUGACUCAGUCAGAGGAGAAAUCUAACCUCCUUAUCACCCUGUGUAAAGUCAGAUAGCAGUAAAGCUUAACAUAAUUUAAAUCAAGUCCCCUGUCCUCAGUUUUUAAAACUUGGCUUUUUUUUAAUAACUGAAACAGCUGAGAGGAGGUUGGACAGGUUAAUAUCAGUGAAAAGACUCUUUCAUGGUUACACUGAUAUCAGGACACUGAGAACACUGUGACUGUUUGGCUUCGAUCGAUAGCAGACUCUGUCCGCUGUUAAAUAUUUGCAUCUGUGGUUAUCCUUGGACCGAGCAAAAAUCAGGCCAACUGUAUCGAGCGGCAUCAGCCCUUCUACUGGACUGAUAUCACAUUACAGGACGAUAGUGAGCUUAGAGCGAGGGCAGUGUUGACUGAUCAGGAAUGAUUGUCAAUGGAACCAAAGAUUUAAAAAAAUCAAUACGUCGAUUUUUAUACCACUCCGUAUUUUCAGAUCUUAGAAAAUAAAAAUCCAGUCCGCCAAAAAAGAGCAGCAGGAUUCCAGAACAACAGUGGUUCUGGAAUCCUGCUGGACUCUGGAAUGUUGAUUCUGGAAGGCUCAGUUUGAGAUAUUGGGUUCUGGGAUGCUAGAUUAUCAAUUGGUGGGUUCUGGAAUGUUGGGUUUUUAAAGUCCUGGUUGGCAAUAUGAGAAGCAGUUGAAAAAAACUGAGCCAUUGAGGCAGAUUUGAAAAAAGCGUCCCACCCCUCACACACAAACCUCUCCCCUCUGUGCUCCACCAUAACUCCCCCCUGAAUCUGUAUCGCCCUCCCCACAACACACCCCCUCUGGCAGAGCAAGAAGCCGGGUGGUAGAAGAUCCUACACUAGCUUCAAAAAGGAUUCACCAUGUCAGGUUGCUCGUGACUAGCGCCAGCUCUGCUAGCGAGCACCGUCUGCAGCUGCCUGGACGCGAUAUAUAUUUUUUGUAGGAUGGUAGGGGAAAGUCCCGCCUCCUUCACCUCUGAUUGGCUGGAAAAGCUGGAAACGUCAUCACAUGCUCAAGCCAAACACGGGCUGUCGGCUCUGUACAUCGAACAGAACAUUACAGAACAUUAUCGCACUUCUGAAUCUCCUAAACCAAGGUCUGAUCCAACCCAGACAAUGACGUUUCACAGUCAUAUGGAAUAACCAAUCAGAGCCCAGCACUUCUAGCCAAUCAGAGGCGAAGGAGGGCAGGACCUUCCCCUACCAUUCUACAAAUAAAAUAUUUCUUGUCCGGGAUGGAUGGCUCCCAUUGGCCAAUUUUUUUUGCGGCCCUGCAGCUGCUAAGGUGAAUGGAUUUUUUCCAUUCUUUUUUCUCUUCACUUUGUGGAGAUUUCACUAUAGGACUAUGAUCACCAUAGAAACUAGGUUCAUAAUAAUUACCAAUCUCUCCAAUCGUCAACCAUGCCUCUGAGUGCUAGGUUCCAGUUUGCUGAGUUUUGGAAUGCAGGGUUUUUAAAUCUUGGGUUACAGAAUACAAGAUUUAGAAAAUAAUGGGUUCUGGAAUUCUUGGUUCUGGACUGUCUCUCAGAGACCGGGUGCUUUGAACAUGUUUUAUUAUUCUGAACUGUUUCAUUCGUCUGAUUUUGAGUAAAAUAUAUUGAAGUUCCAACACUGCUACACGUCAAUUCUGCGGACUGCUCCUUUAACUCUCUGUACAUCUUUUUGCAGCCAGAAGCUUCAACAUCCAGAAAUCUGAAGUCAUGAUCAGGAAGGUGAGUUCUGUCUUUACAUGUUCACUAAUAUUUAUAUUCAGCACAUCUGCAGGUUGAAGAUGAGGUUAUUAAAAGUGUUUCUGAUGAUUUUUCUCUCUUUCUCUGUCUCUCUGCAGCACGUGGAUUUUAGGAGGAAAAUGAAUGUAGAGAACAUUAUAUCAGACUGGAACCCUCCGGAGGUACACAUACAUGCAGAGACAUGACACAGCAUUCAAAUUUGAGCCGUAAAUUUUCCGUGGGAAACAGGUUUUUACCUGCAGAUGACAAAUAAAUGACCAUUUUAGAGCUCAGACUAAAUUACAGAUAUGUCAGGAUUAGCUAUCGUGUGAAAACGACCCUGAGAAAAGAUCCGUCAAAUGAUGAAACAAGUAAUAAAAUAGAUGAUUGGGAAGAAUGAAGGUCAGAGAAUCAAGUUUAAGGCGAUAAAACCUGAAGUUUUGGUCGUACAGUAGAUAAUUUAUUUAGGCACAAAAUUACAGUCUUCAUAUUAUGAGUAUAAAUUUAAAAUAAAGUAUAAAUAAGAAGUAACUAAGUCACAGUAUUUGAUGGAUAAAUACUCAGUGUUACAGAAGGAAAGUCCGAGUAUUCGGGUCGAAGUCAGAGUGUGACAGGAUUGAUUUCAUGAUAUUAGUGGGAAAAAGUCCCAAAAUGAAACAAAGUUUUGACCUAACAGGGCACUCAAAUUACUCAUGUGCUCCUCAGGUGAUUGAGAAGUACGUCUCUGGAGGGAUGUGUGGCUAUGACAAAGAGGGCAGUCCCAUCUGGUACGAUGUGAUUGGUCCUCUGGAUCCCAAAGGUCUGCUGCUGUCGGCCACCAAACAGGACUUCUUGAAGACCAAGAUCAGACACACAGAGAUGCUGCAGAGGGAGUGUCGCUGGCAGUCGGAGAAGGUCAGGGUCAAAUCCUCUCCUCCUGAACUCUCUUUUGUCCUCCUCUUACAUCAUGUCUCCUCCUCUCACUCCCACUUUCUUUUCCUUUGUGUCAUCUCCUGCUUCUUUUCUCCUCCUUCAUUUCUCUCUUUCUUCUCAAGUUCAGUCUACUCAUAUUUCAUGUUUUUAUCUUUUUUUCUUCUCCUCUUCUGAGCUCUUUAUUUAUGUUUUUCCUUUCUUCUCUUCUGUUUCUCAUCCUUUCUCCUCCUCCCCUGUCCUUUUGUAUUUCCAGCUAACCUUGCCCUAAUCUGUUCUGUUUUGUCCUUUCUCUCUCCCAUGUGGAUGUCAUCCCACCAUCCCUUUAUUCAUCGUCUGCUCUCCUCAUCCGUCCUCAAACCUUCCUGAAUCUUCUCCUCUUCUUCCUUAGUUGGGGAAGAACAUUGAAUCCAUCACUCUGAUCUACGAUUGUGAAGGACUGGGACUCAAACACAUCUGGAAACCUGCUAUCGAGGCGUAUGGAGAGGUUAGUCUGCUGUUUCCACUGUAAUCGCUGUAUUUCAUCACAUGAAAAUCACAGCAGCUCAGCGUCUCCUCAUUCAUGUCCCGCAGAUCCUCACCAUGUUUGAAGAAAACUAUCCAGAGGGGCUGAAAAGAGUCUUUCUCAUCAAAGGUACCUCCACAGAUCUGCGUAGUUUUGAUAUUUGAUGGCAGCUUUAAAAUUUUCCAGGUUGUGAUCUUGUUUUUGUUCUGAUCCUCUGCAGCUCCGAGAAUGUUUCCGAUGGCAUACAACCUGAUCAAACACUUUCUGUGCGAGGAAACACGGCGCAAGAUCGUUGUUUUAGGAAGUAAGGAAACUUUUGUUUGAGUUGGAAAAAGGGAGCACUGCUCGCAGUCACAACCUCAGUCCUAAAAAGUCAAUAAAAACAGUUUGAUGGUUUGAAAAUUGUUCAAACACCUAAUAUUGAUAGAACAUAAUGGAGAAAAAAACACAGCAAGGGUUGGAAAAUACCAUAGACUGCAUAUAGAAUGGACAGCGUCUGCCUCCUCGAUGGGUGAAGCCUCGCUGAGAACAGCACCCGCUGUUGACGGGCUACAUAAAUCCCGCCUCCGCCAGCAAAGUUUAUGGAGCUGUGGACAAACUUUAGAAAUUUAUUACACAGAAUAUAAACGUUUCUACCCCCUGCUUGCGGUGUUGACAUGUAGUUACUGUAAGACUGGUUUGUGCUCAAGUCCUCUUUUUUCUGUGCAGCUCCAUUUUUAAACGUUAUUAGAGGGUUCAUGUUUUCUUUGAUUGACACCUAAUACAGCCUAUUGGUGUUCAGGGAUUGUGUAGCUCACCCGGGGGAUACACUGUUUGAGCCGAGCGUCAUCACAGCAACUCUUGGCGACUCUCCCGCCGAAUGCGUACAACGCUACUGUGCAGUGCUGGUUUCAGGAAAUGAAGAAAAAUCGUGGAAUUACAGAGAGCUUUUUGGCUUCAAAUCUGUAUACUGGCGGGAGGCGGAACCAAGUUGUCCAUAGUAUAUACAGUCUGUGGAAAAACUGUUUAUGUUCAUUUUAAACUUGAUGCUGAUACCAAGUCCUCUUAUAGUGGAGGAUGUGGCGUCUAUGGUUUCCAAAAUAAAGGUCCAGUUUUGAUUCAUGAGACCUCGGGACAGUUUUCCACUUCUCCUUUGUCUAGUCACCGUAGUUGUGGAUCUGGUUUCUAUCUGGUUUCUGCUUUGCAUGGUCCAGUUUGAACCUCACAGACAAUGUUUUUUUUUUUUUGUUUUUUUUUUAAUAAUUCAAAGUUUAUUAUUUUUUCAAUGUUACAACAAACAAACAAACAUCAAAUAAAACAGAUAUCAUGGAGGUCAAAAAUAGUAAUAAUAAUAAAAUAUAUAAAAACACAAAAGAAAAUGAAAAUUAGACAGUUGGCAAAGCAAGACAGUCUGUCAACACAUCUGUCGACCAAAACUAUCCCAUUUUUCUCUUAUCAUAUCAUUUCCACAAUUUAAUCUCCUGAACAUCUUCUCGAUAAUACAGUCUCCAUCAUCUGUGUUCUCCACAUACUCAGUGUGGGAGCUUGGGGUUCCUUCCAACACCUCAGAAUAGUCUGUGCACAUGUUAAUAAGCCAGUUUUUAAUAUUCUAAAACUUUAUUUAUUCAACAGGGGCACUAUAGUUUUGUCUCCAAGGAAACAUAAUCUCUUUUCGAAGUGAUUUUGAGCUCAUGGUCAACUUCCUGUCUGUUUUUAAUGCAUGAAAAAAAAAAUCUCUUUUCAGAUAACUGGCAAGAAGUUUUACGCAAACAUAUCGACCCGGAGCAGCUUCCUGUAGUUUAUGGAGGAAAGCUGACGGACCCUGAUGGAGACCCUCACUGCAAAACUAUGGUGAGAACAUAAAGAUAUGACAUAGGAGAGCAUGAGGAGAGCGCCGUGUCAAUUUCACAUAUCAAUAUUUCAUCAACAUUUUACAUAUGUUGAACAAAUUUCUAGUUGUAUAUUAUAUUUCUUCACUGCAGAGCAGAGACAUAGACAUAGACAUAAACUUCUUAAGUACAGUUACAGAAUAACUGUGUAGUAAAACGAAACACUUUUCAGUCAUGUCCUUAUUUUCAGUCCUCUCUUGCAUCGUCUCUUUUCUCCUGUUGGAGUGUAAACAUAAUAAACAUACGAACAAUGAACAAGUUUGUAGUCUGAACCAAGGAGAUCAAUAAUCUACAAUACACAAUACCUUUACUGCACAAAGUCUGUUCUAAACUGAGACACAAAAUCAGCCCAGUUUUUCCAGUCAUUUUUGAAAGUAUCUGUUUUUAGUCUAGAUGAGAAAGUCAGCUUCUACAUUCUAAAUAAAUCGAUCAUUACCUCGACCCAAUCCUCUUUUUUUGGUGCAUCUGUUUUUAGCCAAUUUCUACUGAUGGCCUUUUUAGCCGCCACCAACAUUAUUGGAAAUCUGUAUUUUUCUCCUGACCUUGUUAUCUCCUGGUUCUCUUUUCCCAAAUACAAAACUUCAAAUGUAAGUGGAAGUUGCACUUUCAAAUAUUUUCCAUACUCUUCUUUAUCUCCUGCCAAUAAGGUAUAAGACCAGAGCAUCUCCAAAAAGAUGAAAAUAAUUGGCCUUAUUCUCCCCACAUAGUCUCAAACAUUGUGUGGCUCCAGAUUUCUGUUGUAUUGGUGUAAUAAAGUAUCUCACAAUAUUCUUCCAAUCAUAGUCUCUCCAUGAGAGGGAGCAUGUUGUUUUCCACUCUCCUUCAUCUACGUCCUCCCAUUCCUCCUCUGAUAACAUCCUUCCAGCCUCUCUUUCCCGUUUUUCUUAUAUAUACAGACCAUUUCCAAAAAAUACAAUAUCAUUGAAAAGUUUAUUUAUAUCCAUAAUUCCAUUCAAAAAGUUAAACUUUCAUGGAUUAUAGAUUCAGGCCCCACAAUUUAAACAAUUUCAAGUAUUUAUUUGUUUAUUUUUACAUAAUUUGGGCUUCCAGCUCAUAAAACCCACUAAAACAGGGAUUCAAAAAAUUAGAAUACUGUCAAGAAAUCACCAUUUACUUCUCUGUUUUUGCAGAAAAUAAAUAAAGAAAUUAGGAUUACAUCAUAUCAAUCAAAAUAUGGUGUUUUUAAAGUGAUAUGUCAGUCCUUAAUAUUUGGUUGGGAAUCCCUUGGUUGGGAACACUAGACCUCAAGCAGCUUGGGUUCUGUUCCUCACCCGUCUUCCUCUAAACCCUUGGACCUUGAUUCCCGAAUGAAAGGAACACUUUGAUCGGAAAAGAGGACCUUGGACCACUGGCCAACAGCCCAGUCUGUCUUCUCCUUGGCCCAGUUGAGACAUUUCCUACAUUGGCUUGACCUGAGGAACCUGACAGUUGUAGCCCAUCUCUCGGAUGCGUCUGAAUGUGGAGGUUUUUGAAGCUGUGACUCCCCCCUCAUUCCACUCUUUCAGGACCUCUGUAAGAUUCAUGAAUCUUCUCUGUUUGAUAAUCCACUUAAGUCCAUAGUCAGCUCUUUUGCUGGUGCAUCUUCACCUGCCACAUUUUGCCCUUCCACUGGACUUUCCAUUGAUAUGCUUGGACACAGCACUCUGUGAGCAGCCAGCCUCCUUAGCUAUGAACUUUUGGGGCUUACCUAUCCUAUGGAGGGUAUCAAUGAUGCUCUUCUGGCCAGUUGUCAAGUCUGAAGUCUUCCCCAUAUUGAACCGAACUGAGACAAUUAAACCAAACUGAAACAAUUUAAUGACACCUAGGGAAACCUGUGCAGGUGCUUUGAGUUUCAUAGAUGAUUAGUGUGUGACCGUGAGUUUAAAAAUGUUCAUGCUGGUUUCUUCACAGUAUUCUAAUUUUUUGAAUUCCUAUUUUGUGGGUUUUAUGAGCUAGAAGCCCAAAUUAUGUAAAAAUGAACAAAUAAAUAAUUUAGAUUGUUUACAUUGUAGGGCCUGAAUCUAUAAUCCAUGAAAGUUUAACUUUUUGAAUGUAAUUGUUGAAAUAAAUAAACUUUUCAAUGAGAUUCUAAAUUUUUGGAAAGGGUCUGUAUGUUGUAUUGAUGCCCUUUAAUCUUUAAACUUCUUUAUGUAGUUUUGAGAUCAAUUUCUUGUGUGUUGUCUUUUUUGAUGGUCUGAGUCUGACUGUAUCUCAUCUGGUCAUGCUCAGAUUAAGUAUGGCGGAACAGUUCCCAGGUCGUACUACGUUCUGGACUCAAUAAAGGUUCAGUACGACAACAGUGUGACCAUCAGCCGCGGCUCCAUGCUGCAGCUGGAGUAUGAAGUCAAAGCUCCAAGCAGCCUCCUGAGGUAUGAAGCAGACCAGUUUUUAAUUCAUCACUUUGUGUUUCUGUAAACUUCAGUUUCCUGAUUAAAUUCAAACGUAGAUUUGGGUGAUGAAUCAAGUUUGACCUCCUUUCCUCCCAGGUGGCAGUUUGCCAGUGACGGCGCAGAUAUCGGGUUCGGAGUCUACAGACGCACUAAAGAGGGUGUCAGUCAGAAGCUGGCGGAGAUGCUGCAGGUCCUGCCGAGCGAGCGCUACAACGCUCACCUGGUCCCUGAAGAUAACGGCCUCACCUGCCAGGAUCCCGGAGUCUGUAAGUCUCCACACACUUCAUUAGUCAGUUAAAGGAUUGUUGGAUUACAGGCUGCUUCCUUUCCUGUUGAUCACCCGUCCAUAAUCAGGAAGUUUAGAUGUGGAGCGGAAAGGUCACCAACACUUAAAAAAAACAUGGAGAAAAAAAAAAGGUGUUCUUUCACAGGUGAGUUAGUGAAGGUCUAACAAAAGAGAGGUCACGAUGCAACAACUAAACCUUCAGCUUGACGGACACAAAGUUUUUUGUUUCUUUUCUGAAAAUGUUCAAAUUUUCAAAAAUAUACAAAUAUUGUUAAUAUUUUGAGUGGGCCGAAUAUUAGAUCCUGUGGCACACCAUGAGAAACAUGAGAGAUGGAUAAAAAGUAGUUACCUGUGGUGAUCACAGAGGUUUUGUCUUAAAGGGAUAUUCCGGCGUAAAAUUAAUUUAGGGUCAAACACACCGUAACACCGAGUUAGACACCCCCUCGAGAGGUGAAUGUUGCCGACCGCUUGCUUCUCUAGUUAUACCAACUUUAGUAAUGACCGCAGAUAGCAAUACAGAGAGCCACGUGCUUAACCAAAAGGCCACUCUAUAGCCACAAAUAAUGCUCAGAACAGCACCUAACUUCAUCAACAGUACAUAUAGGGUCCCAGCCAUAGUACUAGCCACCAAACAUCUUUUUAACUUUGACUAAUUUCUUUAGCAAAGAGACUAAACACAACUCACCUAAUCUCCUCCAGCAGCCACUUGUUUGUAGCAAGACCUCGGGCCAGUCCAUUACAGACUACAGCGGGGUGACGCAGCUCAAGGAAGAACAUUUAUGAUCAUUUCUUCAUGGAAAUGCAAUCAGACCGAGACGCUAAGGCAGAAGAACUACCGCGUCUGCAGAGCAAAACGAUUAAUAUGAUGAUUAUUACUUCAAGGAAAUGAUAAAGAAAUGAUCAUAUAUGUUCUUCCUUGAGACCCUUGGACCCUAUAUGUCCUGUUGAUGAAGUUAGGUGCUGUUCUGAGCAUUAUUUGUGACUAUAGAGUGGCGUUUUGGUUGAGGUUUGUUUAUGGCUCCUCAGACCGCUGUGUAUUGCUAUCCUAUGGUCGUUACUAAAGCUGGUAUAACUAGAGAAGCAAGCAGUCGGCAACAUUCAUCUCUGGAGGGGGUGUCUAACUCGGUGUUACGGUGUGUUUGACCCUAAAUUAAUUUUACACCGGAAUAUCCCUUUAAGGACAGGAAUAAAACCAAAUACAGCAUCCUUGACCCCACCCAGGUCUCAAGGUGCUUCUUUAAGGGGACACGGUGAACUGGUGCUCAUUUCUGAAUCCUCUCCACUAACCCUGUCCUUCUCUCUCUCUGCAGAUGUGUUGUGUUUUGAUAACAGCUACAGCAUCCUACAAUCGAAGAAAGUGAGCUACAAAGUUGAGGUCCUUCCUCUGCCAGACGGACAGACGGCUGCAGUGAACAAGACCGGGGACAGACGGCUGCAGUGAACGAGACCAGAGACAGGCGAGAACAGAGACAGACAAGGCCAGUGGCAGACAAGACCGGAAACAGACAAGACGGAUGACAGCAUUUUUUUCAGCAACAUUUCAAACCAGAACCACUUGAAACUUUUUUUAUUUCAUGGAGAAAAUAUAAAAGAACAAAUCUCUUAAACUUAAUUCUUUUUUUGUAAUUAAAGAUAUAUAAUGUUUGUCCUGCUGCUCAGCUGCAGACACUCGACUGAAGUUCUCAUGUUCAUCUUUAGAAGGAUGACACUCAGUGAGGAGAUCUGAGGAGCAGAGUUCCUCCCUGAGGACUCUGAUUCAGAGGAGAUCAUGUGUAAUUCUUGUAUGACGAGGCUCUUCAUGUUAUCUUGAUAUGAUAAUGAAACAGAUGUUUCAUAAUGUGUAAAAAUGAAGGUUUAUAGUCUUACAUGUCCCGUUUGAUCGUUCUUGGAGGUCUUAGAGGUGAGAGAGAUUUCAGGUUUUUAGACGCUCAUGUUUGUUAUUAUAAUACCCUUUUUGGCCACAAGAGGGCACUUCUAACCCCACCUAGUUUUUAAAAACUCAACUCAUAUUAAUCCCUAUAAAAUAAUGCAAAUAAUGAAGCUCUGCUGUAAGAGCCUGUAAAACCAGAAGGUGAACAGCAACCUCUUGUGGCCAAUUUGAGUAUUAUAACAACAAACACGUGACAAUGUUCAGUUGCUUGUUAUGUCCCCUCUCCUGUUUCAGAGAUGAAUUUUUUUUAACUGACUCAUAAAUUUUAUCUCUACAGAUAUAAGAGGAGUUAAUUUACUUUCCUCUUUAGUAUUUUACACAAAUAUGUUGGAGAGAUUUCAUAGUGAUUAAACCUCAUUGAUCAUCUGAGUUUUUGCCUUUAAGGACUUCCAUGAAAACAUGAACAUGUUAAAAUUUAAAGUAGCUGUUUAAUUUAUUAGUUACAUCGAGUUUGUAUAUUAAUUUUAUCUUUAAUAAAAGCAGAACUGUACGAACAAAACAGCUCAUUCA